AUGGGCGCUUUGCAUCAUGCAGACGAUGACUUCUCCUUGGACGACUGUUGCACCGGCUGGUGGACGUCCAAGGACCCCGGCUUCAUAGACCCCGUCCGUGACUGCCUCGAUACCUUCAUGCGCGUGCUGGUGGAGGAGCCAAGCUCGCGAAAUCCCCACCACCUCCAUGGCUCUUUCUAUGCGCGGCUGCUCGCGUCCUCUGGCCAAUCGGACCUGAGCCUGGCCGAGGUGGGCGUGGAUGAGGGCGCCUUCAUGGAGGCCAUGCUGCAGGAGCUGGCCUGGCUGGGCGUGUCCGUCAAGAAGUACUACGCCAUUGACCCAUGGACCGGCAGGUUCGCUCAUCUACAGCAAGCUCUCGAGGUGGCGAUGCGUUUCGACCACGUGCACCUCAUCCAGGAGACAGGCGACACUGCCCGAAGGAUGGUUGACGACGAGACUAUGGACUUUGUGUUCGUGGACGCCGUUCACACCGUUCCCUUUGUGUCUCUCCACCUUCGGGGAUGGUGGCCCAAAGUGAGGCCGGGCGGCAUCAUCGCUGGUCAUGAUUUCGCCCGCGAGAAGCCCUGGCGCUUUCCUGGUCCAGUCGCCGCCGCAAUCACUUUUGCGGAGGAGAUGGGCCUGAGCCAGAGUCUCUUAGGACUCCACGGGACGACUUUUGCAAUGCAGAAGCCCCGUGUUUAG
Molecule: messenger RNA, 681 nt
Organism: Symbiodinium natans
Lineage: Eukaryota; Dinophyceae; Suessiales; Symbiodiniaceae
Source: the annotation of a GenBank genome assembly